UCAGAACGGGCUAGGUGACGUGGCACCGGGAACAUCAUUAGCAGCUACUCCUCGGCAAGCACGCGCUCUUUACCGGGCAGCAACCGAGCCGGUCGAGACGACUUUUAUUCCCCUCAGGGCUGGGCUGUACGAUCGAGAUAAUGGCGUCAAAUAACAGUCAGGUUGGAAAGUGGGAAGUCGUGAAAAAAAGCAAGAAACCGGGCACCGCCGGCAGCGGAGGGAAACAUCUCGGGGAGAAGAAAACUGGACGGAAAGCUCUGAGCGAAUCCAACGUGACGAGGACCGAGCAGUUUCCUCCCCUGGUGACAUCGGGGACAUUGUUCGAGGCUUUUGAGAAGAUGGGGAAGAAGCAUAACAAGGAGCAGGUUCCUCCAGCCGAGCCCAGCAACAAGAAGCCUUCAGCGGGCAAACAGAAGGCCAAGCUUCCCCCUGCCUCUACACAGACACACAACACACACAAGAACCUGGAGGAUGCAUUCAAAGCUAUGGACGUGGGGGAGCUGAAGCAGCAGUUGGACCGGAGCCAGACUCUGUUCCCUGACAACCCGUCAGUGUGGGUCAAAGACCUGGCAGGAUACCUCAACCACGCCCUGGCUGCUCCAGAGACUGAUCCCACCCUCAGCAGCUACACACACGAUUACCCAUACUGCCUUGCGGGAAAGGAGCUGAGGGGUGUGGUCAAAGCUUUGAUUGGUCGCUGCAACGAGAGUCUACAGGACUUCUAUGACCACUGUGUUUACACCAUGCUGAGAGAACUGGACAAACAGACAGGAGAGCCUCUCCAUGGUUACCGGGUGUGUAUCCAGGCCAUCCUACAAGACAAGCCCAGAAUGGCUACACAGAACCUUCCUGACUAUCUGGAGUUGUUGCGGUCAGUUCAGAACCGUCCGGUCAAGUGUCUGACAAUCAUGUGGUCUCUGGGACAGGCUGGCUACUACGACCUCAGCCAGGGGCUACGAGUAUGGCUGGGUAUCAUGCUGCCAGUCCUGGGGGUGAAGGCCCUGUCGUCCUACGCCAUCGCAUACUUGGAGAGACUACUGCUGCUCCAUGUUAACCUGACUAAAGGUUUUGGGGUCAUGGGACCUAAAGACUUCUUCCCUCUGCUGGACUUUGCCUACAUGCCAAAGAAUGCCCUGUCACCAAGCCUCCAGGAGCAGCUGUGUCGUCUGUACCCUCGUCUGAAGGUGUUGGCUUUUGGGGCGAAGCCCGAGAUGACCCUCCACACCUACCUGCCCUCCUUCCUGUCCCGGGCCACGCCCCACUGCCCUGAAGAUAUGAAGAGAGAGUUGCUGAGCUCCAUGACGGAGUGUCUCUCUGUGGACCAUCAGAGUCUGGGGGUGUGGAGACAGCUCUACACCAAACACUUACCACAGUCCAGUCUGCUGUUAAACCAUCUACUGAAGUCCUGGAACACCCUGCCACCCAAGUUGCGCGGUUGGCUGCAGGAGACUGUCCAGUCAUUCAGAGUGACCAAUGAGGAGCUGAGAGACACUGCUAACUCUGCUGACCUACAGGACUGUAACAAGCUCUGUCACUGUCUCCAGUUGAAGAUGUCAGGACGAGGUUUCCCCUGGUCCAGACUCUUUAUGGCGUUACUGGUGUUUGCUGCCGGGUUCAUUACACACGACAUCCGAUCCCGUGGCUCCUUCACAGACUCAGCCACAGCGAGCUAUCUCCACAGUUCAGGGGUGAUGGGAGUGUCUCAACAGGCCUGGAGCAAAGUCACCCUCUACUCACAACAGGGCUUCAGCUGGCUGGAUACCAACACUCCCUACUACUACUCAGAGUGUGUCCGUGUGUUGAGUCCGGUACUGGAGCAGACCUGGGAGAGAACUAAAGAUGCUGCCAUCUACAUGUCACAACUCACAACACAAUUCAUUGACUGGAUCAAUCACAACACACCCCUAUUAGUAGAAUGGCUGAGUUCCAGCACUCCGGACAGUGUGUUCCUGCUGAUAGACUACCUGAAGCAGCUGUUACUGUUCCUCCAUACCAACUACCUGCUGCCAGCUCUCUCACACGCCUCCCAUCUAAUAGUACAGGCCUGGACGGCACUACAGGACUCCUGCAGUGGGGAGGUGUCUGUAUCAUGUCUCCAGACCUACGCCCUCUCUUUGACCAACUCUACCUGGCUCCUGCUUCAAGACACCAGCAAUGCCAUCAAGACCUGGAUACAAGACCUGCUUCAGACCUGAUACACACACACACACACACACACACACACACACACACACACACACACACGCACAUUUAUACUGAUACACACACAUACUUCAUGCAUAUACAUGCUUUAAACACAGUCUGAGACUCUGCUUGCGUUGCUCUGGCCUCCUCCCUUAGCCAUCUCUCUCUGACUCUCAUGGGCUGUCACUAGCUAGGUGAAAUAAACAACAGUCUGUCACUAGCUAGGUGAAAUAAACAACAGUCUGUCACUAGCUAGGUGAAAUAAACAACAGUCUGUCACUAGCUAGGUGAAAUAAACAACAGUCUGUCACUAGCUAGGUGAAAUAACCAACAGUCUGUCACUAGCUAGGUGAAAUAACCAACAGUCUGUCACUAGCUAGGUGAAAUAAACAACAGUCUGUCACUAGCUAGGUGAAAUAAACAACAGUCUGUCACUAGCUAGCUAGGUGAAAUAACCAACAGUCUGUCACUAGCUAGGUGAAAUAACCAACAGUCUGUCACUAGCUAGGUGAAAUAAACAACAGUCUGUCACUAGCUAGGUGAAAUAAACAACAGUCUGUCACUAGCUAGGUGAAAUAAACAACAGUCUGUCACUAGCUAGGUGAAAUAAACAACAGUCUGUCACUAGCUAGGUGAAAUAAACAACAGUCUGUCACUAGCUAGGUGAAAUAACCAACAGUCUGUCACUAGCUAGGUGAAAUAAACAACAGUCUGUCACUAGCUAGGUGAAAUAAACAACAGUCUGUCACUAGCUAGCUAGGUGAAAUAAACAACAGUCUGUCACUAGCUAGCUAGGUGAAAUAAACAACAGUCUGUCACUAGCUAGCUAGGUGAAAUAAACAACAGUCUGUCACUAGCUAGCUAGGUGAAAUAACCAACAGUCUGUCACUAGCUAGGUGAAAUAAACAACAGUCUGUCACUAGCUAGGUGAAAUAAACAACAGUCUGUCACUAGCUAGGUGAAAUAAACAACAGUCUGUCACUAGCUAGGUGAAAUAAACAACAGUCUGUCACUAGCUAGGUGAAAUAAACAACAGUCUGUCACUAGCUAGGUGAAAUAACCAUCAGUCUGUCACUAGCUAGGUGAAAUAAACAACAGUCUGUCACUAGCUAGGUGAAAUAAACAACAGUCUGUCACUAGCUAGGUGAAAUAAACAACAGUCUGUCACUAGCUAGGUGAAAUAAACUACAGUCUGUCACUAGCUAGGUGAAAUAAACAACAGUCUGUCACUAGCUAGGUGAAAUAAACAACAGUCUGUCACUAGCUAGGUGAAAUAAACUACAGUCUGUCACUAGCUAGGUGAAAUAAACUACAGUCUGUCACUAGCUAGGUGAAAUAAACUACAGUCUGUCACUAGCUAGGUGAAAUAACCAACAGUCUGUCACUAGCUAGGUGAAAUAAACAACAGUCUGUCACUAGCUAGGUGAAAUAACCAUCAGUCUGUCACUAGCUAGGUGAAAUAAACAACAGUCUGUCACUAGCUAGGUGAAAUAAACUACAGUCUGUCACUAGCUAGGUGAAAUAACCAACAGUCUGUCACUAGCUAGGUGAAAUAAACUACAGUCUGUCACUAGCUAGGUGAAAUAACCAACAGUCUGUCACUAGCUAGGUGAAAUAAACAACAGUCUGUCACUAGCUAGGUGAAAUAACCAACAGUCUGUCACUAGCUAGGUGAAAUAAACAACAGUCUGUCACUAGCUAGGUGAAAUAAACAACAGUCUGUCACUAGCUAGGUGAAAUAAACAUCAGUCUGUCACUAGCUAGGUGAAAUAAACAACAGUCUGUCACUAGCUAGGUGAAAUAAACAUCAGUCUGUCACUAGCUAGGUGAAAUAAACAUCAGUCUGUCACUAGCUAGGUGAAAUAAACAACAGUCUGUCACUAGCUAGGUGAAAUAAACAACAGUCUGUCACUAGCUAGGUGAAAUAAACUACAGUCUGUCACUAGCUAGGUGAAAUAAACAUCAGUCUGUCACUAGCUAGGUGAAAUAACCAACAGUCUGUCACUAGCUAGGUGAAAUAAACAACAGUCUGUCACUAGCUAGGUGAAAUAAACAACAGUCUGUCACUAGCUAGGUGAAAUAAACAACAGUCUGUCACUAGCUAGGUGAAAUAAACAACAGUCUGUCACUAGCUAGGUGAAAUAAACAACAGUCUGUCACUAGCUAGGUGAAAUAAACAACAGUCUGUCACUAGCUAGGUGAAAUAAACAACAGUCUGUCACUAGCUAGGUGAAAUAAACAACAGUCUGUCACUAGCUAGGUGAAAUAAACAACAGUCUGUCACUAGCUAGGUGAAAUAAACAACAGUCUGUCACUAGCUAGGUGAAAUAAACAACAGUCUGUCACUAGCUAGGUGAAAUAAACAACAGUCUGUCACUAGCUAGGUGAAAUAAACAACAGUCUCUAGCCAACAGCUGGCAGAGAGGUAGGCUCAUUAUUAUGGAUAAGAGAGAGACCUGGUAGGCUAGUCUACACGAGGACAUUAUGGAUAAGAGAGAGAGCUGGUAGGCUAGUCUACACUGAGGACAUUAUUAUGGAUAAGAGAGAGAGCUGGUAGGCUAGUCUACAUGAGGACAUUAUUAUGGAUAAGAGAGAGAGCUGGUAGGCUAGUCUACACGAGGACAUUAUUAUGGAUAAGAGAGAGAGCUGGUAGGCUAGUCUACACGAGGACAUUAUUAUGGAUAAGAGAGAGAGCUGGUAGGCUAGUCUACACGAGGACAUUAUUAUGGAUAAGAGAGAGCUGGUAGGCUAGUCUACACGAGGACAUUAUGGAUAAGAGAGAGCUGGUAGGCUAGUCUACCUGAGGACAUUAUUAUGGAUAAGAGAGAGCUGGUAGACUAGUCUACCUGAGGACAUUAUGGAUAAGAGAGGUAAUCGUCAAACAACAGUCAAGCAUCGAUCACCAUGUCACCACUUCUAUUGUAAAGGAGCAUCAAGAUCCCAGUGCACUUUCACCACCCUGUGAAGUUCAUCGUAACUUAUUUCAUGUGUAGCCUCAUAAACGGCAUGGUUUCCUGAGUCGAAGUGGGAGGACCACACCUCAUAUCACGCGACUCCAACUUUACUUCCAUAUGUUGGUUAUUAUAUCAGUAUUUGCAUAGUAAGUCAUUUCCACCGCCAUUUCUUGCAUAAUACAUUUUACAGACACAAACAGAUCUAUCUCUCUCUCAGCCAUGUCUCAGAGGAGAACAAACAGAUCUAUCUCUCUCUCAGCCAUGUCUCAGAGGAGAACAAACAGAUCUAUCUCUCUCUCAGCCGUGUCUCAGAGGAGAACAAACAGAUCUAUCUCUCUCAGCCGUGUCUCAGAUCCCUCUGUCUGUUCUCCUCUAUCUCUCUCUCAGCCGUGUCUCAGAGGAGAACAAACAGAUCUAUCUCUCUCUCAGCCAUGUCUCAGAGAACAAACAGAUCUAUCUCUCUCUCAGCCAUGUCUCAGAGGAGAACAAACAGAUCUAUCUCUCUCAGCCGUGUCUCAGAUCCUCUGUCUGUUCUCCUCUAUCUCUCUCUCAGCCAUGUCUCAGAUCCUCUGUCUGUUCUCCUCUAUCUCCCCCUCAUCCUCUCUGUCCGUCUCCAGCUUGUUGUAAAUAUUUCUACCAACAUGUCAAUCUCUCUCUGGGAUCCCCUCCCCUUCCUCUCUCUGGGAUCCCCUCCCCUUCCUCUCUCUGGGAUCCCCUCCCCUUCCUCUCUCUGGGAUCCCCUCCCCUUCCUCUCUCUGAGAUCCCCUCCCCUUCCUCUCUCUGAGAUCCCCUCCCCUUCCUCUCUCUGAGAUCCCCUCCCUUCCUCUCUCUGAGAUCCCCUCCCCUUCCUCUCUCUGAGAUCCCCUUCCUCCUCUGGGAUCCCCUCCCCUUCCUCUCUCUGAGAUCCCCUCCCCUUCCUCUCUCUGAGAUCCCCUCCCCUUCCUCUCUCUGAGAUCCCCUCCCCUUCCUCUCUCUGAGAUCCCCCUCCCCUUCCUCUCUCUGGGAUCCCCUCCCCUUCCUCUCUCUGAGAUCCCAUUCCUCUCUUUUCUAUAAAGACUGAUUUAUAAAGUGUUAUUGUUUAUUAGAGGAAGGGUUAUUAGCGCUGUAUUCGGGUCAUAAACUGGUUAUUCAUGUUUAUAAAUACAGGAGCUCUGUUAGGGGGAGGGUGUCUUGCUCCUGAAAUCAAACUCUGUCUCUCUCUUGUCUCUCUUCUCGGUCUCUCUCCUCGGUCUCUCUCUUGUCUCUCUCCUCGGUCUCUCUCUUGUCUCUCUCCUCGGUCUCUCUCUUGUCUCUCUCCUCGGUCUCUCUCUUGUCUCUCUCCUCGGUCUCUCUCCUCGGUCUCUCUCUCGUCUCUCUCCUCGGUCUCUCUCUCGUCUCUCUCCUCGGUCUCUCUCUUGUCUCUCUCCUCGGUCUCUCCCUUGUCUCUCUCUUGUCUCUGUCCUCGGUCUCUCUCCUUGGUCUCUCUCUUGUCUCUCUCCUUGGUCUCUCUCUUGUCUCUCUCCUUGGUCUCUCUCUUGUCUCUCUCCUUGGUCUCUCUCUUGUCUCUCUCCUCGGUCUCUCUCUUGUCUCUCUCCUCCUCCCCUGACAGUGCUAACCCACUGAGCUAAUAAACACUGAGACUGGACUACUGCUGCUUCGCUCUGUUUACUUGAAGGCUGAUGAUGUUCUGUGUGUUGGGGUGAUGAUGUUCUGUGUGUUGGGCUGAUGAUGUUCUGUGCGUUGGGCUGAUGAUGUUCUGUGCGUUGGGCUGAUGAUUGACCUCUGUCCUAAACCCCCCUCCCUUUUCUCCCUGUUACGACUGAUUUAUGUCAGGGGUUUUGUUGUUAAUUCGUUACUUUAUACAUAUGUAAAUGAUUUCUAAUAAAGACUCCAGCCCCA
Messenger RNA from Oncorhynchus keta (chum salmon), 7016 nucleotides. It is a transcript of the gene tmem214, whose product is annotated as transmembrane protein 214. Gene Ontology annotation, cellular component: Golgi apparatus; endoplasmic reticulum. The record is from RefSeq and is a predicted model, not a curated record. The coding region runs from base 141 to 2195 and encodes 684 amino acids. The transcript has 22 exons. Lineage: Eukaryota; Metazoa; Chordata; Actinopteri; Salmoniformes; Salmonidae.